This is a messenger RNA of Kwoniella botswanensis, 1263 nucleotides long. RefSeq lists its product as uncharacterized. The coding region runs from base 1 to 1263 and encodes 420 amino acids. Lineage: Eukaryota; Fungi; Basidiomycota; Tremellomycetes; Tremellales; Cryptococcaceae. Gene Ontology annotation, cellular component: Golgi apparatus. The record is from RefSeq and is a predicted model, not a curated record. The transcript is spliced from 13 exons.
AUGUCUCUGCCUCUGAAUAAUCAUCUUCAUUCUGGUCAUCAGAGAACAGAUACAGAAUCAACUUACGAAUUAUUGCCUCUUACCGAAACUUCAUCAGCUUCACCCGGUGAAAAACAAAGUAGAAGGACCAAUAUGGAUAAUUAUCAGAACCAUGUUAAGAAAUCUAGGCAUGCUUUACCUACUAGGUUGGAGAAGCUGUAUAUGGCUGUGGCUGCCUUCGAAGCCGUGGUGAUCACUUCUAUAGCAUUCGCGGUCUUCGGUCUCGUACAGGCCAAUAUAAAAUCGCAGAAUGCAAAAGUACGAACGGUACCGGUAUACUUGGCUGUGUUUAUAAUGGCUCAAAUCUUCUCGUUAUUGUACAUCUUCGAUGCAUUACGAGCCAGAAAUAUCGUUCAGCUCAUCAUGCACCUGUUCUUCAACCUCUGCAUGUUGAUCUACUCAAUCCUGCAAAUACCUCAAACUAAGAAUGCCUUAAGCAACGAUAACGCUCCGGGUGCAUGCGGUUCUUUCGAAAGAUGCACAGGUCCAGACUCAUUAUUCAACCUUCUACAAAAACUCAUGAUUGUCCCUCCCAUAAUCUUCGGGUUAUGUACGAUCGUAUUUUGUGUAUUAAUCAAGUUCAUCCAUAAGGUUUGGGGUUGGAGUGUAUUUAGAUUAGUCGGCGCUCAGCCGGAGCUGAAACGUGCUCAUCGUCACUACCAGACGAUGAUCAGUUUAUUGAAGAUGUUGUUGUUUUUCGGUCUCGCUUUCUGUACCGCUAUGCUUAUUUUGGCUUCAGCAUGGAGUGCCAAACGAGCUGAAUUCAUCAUCACGAUCGUAGCUUUCCCACUCGUGAUAUUGUUCAUGCUUGGCUGCGGAUGGGCGCUAAGGAAAGAAAAUAAACCGAUGAUGGCAGCUUGUCUCGUAUUGAUGGUAGCUGGAAUCGCAUAUUUCAUCUACAAACUUGCUACCUUGUGGCUACCUCGUACAGAAGGUCUGUACAGUAACACCAAAAUCACUAUGGCCAUUUUCUCGAUAUUCUCAAUCAUCAUCCUUCUCGCCACAUUCAUCCUCUCUUUACUGUGCAUCAACGAUUUCGGUAAAGGUUUGAUCGACGCUCAUCGAAAUCCCGAGAAUCGAACUAGUUUAUGGAGUUUACCUGCCAAUGCUCGUUUCGAGAAGAGAAUGGAGGAUGCUGAGAAAUACGGUAAGAGCGAGGGUGGACAUACGCCUAUGAUCGGUGGUGAAGAGGGCGGGAGGAACGAGCGACUCGUAAUUGAAUAG